ACUCCGUCAAAGCAACACAGUGGAAAUGUCGCAUGUAAAUUGACUGGGCGGGGAAGAGCAAAUAUUCAACUCUGCAUGCAGAGAUGACUGACUGCUCCGGCAGAUACGCAUGGCGUAGCGCUCUGAGCGUGUCUGAGGAGAGGACAGGCUGCAGCACGCUGCCGUUACCUAACAAACCGAGCCCCACCACGCUGCAUUCCUGCAGAGGCCAGCGAGGCACAGACAGCUACAGCCCUCCGCACGAUAGUUAUAGUUAUGGCACAGGAGGUGAAAAAGAUCCCUGCAGUGCAGAUGUUGGAUGGAGUCUUGUCUGAUGGCACAGCUCCCCCUGCUGGCCACAUCCCAGACCGGCAGCCCAGCCCCCACCGCUUGCCCCCACAGGAGCUGACAACGGAUGAGGCCACCCUGCCUUACCCACGCUCCCCCAGGACACCCCGAAAAACCAGCCGUCCAGCAACACUGUCCAAGGAAGCACUGUCUAGACACUUGGAAGACCUGCAGGAGGAAAGAUCCAGAACAGAGGCUCAUUUACAGUCUCUAAAGAAAAGGAGUGAUGUCUUAUCGAGGAACGCGGAGGCCAUGAAGCAGGAGAUCGGCGAGCAGUUCGAGACCAUGCAGCAGGCCCUGCAGAAGGAGGAGCAGGCGGCCGUAGACUGGGUGGAACAGGACCGCAGGGCGGCCAGCAGUCAGCUCAACCGGGUCCUGAAGGACUGGACCCAGCACCUCAGCCAGGUCCAGAAGAACAUCGCCUGCGCAAAGAGGGCCCUGGAGCAGGCCGGGACAGAGGGAACUCAGGAGUACACUGGGGAUCUAAGCUGUCAGAAGAAGGAGGACGCGGCACAGGAGGGGAUCAAGCUGAGCGAAGGCAGAUUUCAGAGGCUGCUGAAAACGCUGCGCAACAUUUCAAAGGACCUCCAAGCGCAGCUGCAGCGGAAGAACUUCCUGCUGGGUAAUCCUUUCAGCAUUCCUUUAAUCAUCCGGAUGAAGCCGAUGGACAGCCCUUUCGUGCCCGCAUUUACUGGCAUCAUCAUCAUCAUCAUCAUCAUCGCUGUACAUAAUGCACAGUGGCGCUGUUGUCUGAACGGCUCUGACCCGUGCUUUUUCGUUUCAGACUCCACGGCGGUGCGGAUAGACAGGCUGGCCUCCAACAGACACAUCGCAGUCGGGCGGGACUGCAGGCUGAUGUACUUCACCGGCGAGCCUCAGGCCGCGCCGGAGCUCCCCCUGCAGUUCGACAAGGUGUGCUGCGCCCUGAGCUCGGUCGGCAUGGCGACUGGGAGGCACUACUGGGAGGUGGACGUGGGCUGCUGCUCGGCGUGGGCGGUGGGCGCCGCCUACGGGUGCAUCAAGCGCAAGGGCGCGGAGAAGGGCGCCAAGCUGGGCCGCAACCGCCACUCGUGGUGCCUGGAGCAGCGCGACGGGCGCCUCUCCGCCUGGCACAACGACCACCACCUGGCCUGCCAGGUCCGGGGGCACAGGCCACUGCGAAAGGUGGGCAUCCUGCUGGACUACCAGAAGGGCCGCCUGGCCUUCUACGACGCCCGCACCAUGAAGCUGCUGCAGGAGUUCUCCGCCGUCCUCACGUCAGUUUUCGACAGGGUGCACCACCAGUUCAUGGAGCCCGUUUUCCCGGCCUUCCGCUUCUUCAAGCCCGACAGCGGGCAGCUCGGGCCCGAUCACAUGGAGAUCUGCGACUUGCACCUUUAAAGUCACCCUGCAACCAGAAUGGCUACUAGCAUGCUCUGCGCCUGGCAUACCGAUGGCAUGUAUAGUAAAAAAAAAAAUAGGCCAAACACAUUGAACUGGCAAAACUAGCAGGGCACAACUCUUCUUCCAACAGAGUGGAUUAAAGGUUAUAUUUCAAAUACAUUUUUAAAAAUAUAUAUAUAUUUCAGUUAGGCGGGAGUGAAUUAACCUUGUCUAUAUUAUGUAAAUACGCACAAAUAUUCCACCUUGGGUUUGAGCAACAAAAAAAAACCCAAUAAUUUUACUGUUUUUACCACGGUUCAAUGACACAGGGUCUUCAAAGUGUCGGAAGAGCAGUUCUAAAUUCCACAUUAUGAAGCAAAGCAAACCUACAGUAUGUUAUGCUCACUUCAAGAAAUUAGGUAACUAUAACUGUUGUUACUGUAUUAACUAUAACUUAUUAUUAUAAAUACUAUAAUGCUACUACUGUACCAUGGUGAUGACAAUAUCAACGAAGGCAAGCGAUCAUCUGAGGUAUAAAACCAGGGGUGAUUCAGAAUGAAAACUGUUUUGCUACAUUUGUCUUUCCAGCUAGACUGCCACGUAUGCAACAAAUCUUUGAAAUAUGCUUGCUUCCCUUUGGGUGGCAUGCCAAGGGUGUAACCAGAAGCAGAGAACGUUGCAUUUAUUCAUGUUACAUCAAGCAAGUUCGUCCUAUCAGUAGCCGUAGUAACAGUGCUCUGCAGUCAAGACAUGGCAUACAGACAGUCUGGAGAAUUUUGCUCUGAAUGCAGUGUUUGUGCGUGUGUAUGUAUGUGUGCAUGAGCGAAAAACACACCU
Molecule: messenger RNA, 2526 nt
Organism: Anguilla rostrata (American eel)
Lineage: Eukaryota; Metazoa; Chordata; Actinopteri; Anguilliformes; Anguillidae
Product: probable E3 ubiquitin-protein ligase TRIML1
Exons: 6
Coding region: 256-1707 (483 amino acids)
Biological process (GO): protein ubiquitination
Cellular component (GO): cytoplasm
Molecular function (GO): ubiquitin protein ligase activity; protein binding
Source: RefSeq, a predicted model, not a curated record